Messenger RNA from Jatropha curcas, 847 nucleotides. RefSeq names its product Calcium-binding EF-hand family protein. The record is from RefSeq and is a predicted model, not a curated record. Lineage: Eukaryota; Viridiplantae; Streptophyta; Magnoliopsida; Malpighiales; Euphorbiaceae. Gene Ontology annotation, molecular function: calcium ion binding.
ACCACAAAAAAAGAAAAUUCAUUUCGUCUCGGAAAUCUCUGUACGUUACCCAUUUCCUUACACAUCAAUCUCUUUAUAUAUAGAAUAUCUCAUUAGUCAAUAAAUUAAAUCAGUAAUCGCAAUUGGUAAUCAUUCCAUAUCUCUCCGCAUAUAUGUGUCCUUUAAGCGCCAAAGACUUGCACAGGAUUUUCCAAAACCUCGACAGAAAUGGCGAUGGCGUCUUAAAUUUAGAAGAUCUAAAUUGGCUUCUUGAAAGAAUUGGAGUCUAUUUCAGUCUGGAGGAGCUUGAAUCUUCUGUAGGGAAGUCUAGUCUUAACUUCAAGGAGUUUUUGUCCUUUUACGACUCCAUAACUAAACAAAACGACAGUGGCAAUGGCGAUGAAAUAGUGGAAGAAGAGGAGGAGAUGAAAGAUCUUGCUAAGGCGUUUAAGGUGUUUGAUAUCAAUGGGGAUGGCUUCAUUUCAAGUGAGGAGCUUCAAAGUGUGCUUUUAAGAUUGGGAUUGUGGGAUGAAAUGACUGGUAAAGAUUGUAGGAGUAUGAUUUGUGUUUAUGAUACUAACUUUGAUGGAGUUCUUGAUUUUGAAGAAUUCAAGAACAUGAUGCUCUGUGCUACUUCUGGAAUUCUUUAAGAAAAUAACAUGUAGUUUUACACUUUUCAUUUCAGGAUUUGUCAAUUGCUUUUUGGUUGAUGGAAUUUGUUUUUUUUUUUUAUGAAUAAUUAAGCUUUGAAGCUUCAAGCGAUGAGAUGGGAUGACAAACAAUCCCUUAAUUAGAGAUUUCGAGUUUGAACUAUGUGUAUGAAGUCUUUUUAUAAACCCGAGAAGGAACAUUUUGCCCCUUGCGUGAA